Molecule: messenger RNA, 2450 nt
Organism: Cherax quadricarinatus
Lineage: Eukaryota; Metazoa; Arthropoda; Malacostraca; Decapoda; Parastacidae
Product: actin nucleation-promoting factor WASL-like
Source: RefSeq, a predicted model, not a curated record
UAAAUAUUCCACUGACUGAUCUCAAACUACUGUCUCAUUGGGCUUUCCAACCACUGACAAGUAUAAGCUGACUCGUGACCUUCAUUAGAAGAUGGCGUUUACCCAUGAACACCAAGCUUCAUUAACUGAAAUAAACAAUACUUGAGAAAUCACGAAAUAUGCAGAGCAGCAAUGCAGUUGAGCGGAGAGGAUGAGCUGACUCCUUCCUUCAGGUUGAGCAGUUGGCGGAGAAGGUGAAGGAACGGUUCAGCAAGUCUGCAGCUGCCCUUAUCCUGCUUUAUAGUGUUUGUUGUACUAAUGAGAGCUAUUGAUUAUUACUGCACUCUGCCUGAGGGACCGACCAUCUCUUGACCAUCUCCUAUCGAAGUUGAGGGACCGAUUACCUCAUAAUUACUUUCACUGUCUCCUGUAUUUGACUGAAGAAGUCUGUUGUGCAGGUGAAACUUUUCGGCAAUAUAAAUACCCAGGUGUUGCACACGUGUCUUGGUCAUCAAUUUUUCGAUAUUGUAUUCAUCUGAUGUCUUGUGAAAUAUCUAAUCAGGUUACAGCCCACUUCAUGAAGUGAGGAUGUGAGGCUGGUCUGGUCUCAGCUUACUUCAUGAGGUGAAGAUGUGAGUCUAGUCUUGCCUCAGCCCACUUCAUGAGGUGAAAACGUGGGUUUAGUCUGGCCUCAGUCCACUUCAUGUGCUGAAGAUGUGAGUCUAGUCUGGCCUCAGCCCACUUCAUGAACUGAAGAUGUGUUUCUGGUCUUACCUCAGCCCACUUCAUGAGGUGAAGAUAUGAGUUAAGUCUGGUCUCACCCCACUUCAUGAGGUGAAGAUGUGAGUCUACUCUUGCCUCAGCCCACUUCAUGAGCUGAAGAUGUGAGACUAGUCUGCCAUCAGCCCACUUCAUGAGACGAAGAUGUGUUUCUAGUCAUGCCUCAGCUCACUUCAUGAGUUGAAGAUGUGAGACUAGUCUUCUUUCAGCCCGCUUCAUGAGAUGAAGAUGUGAUUCUAGUCUUGUCUCAGCCCACUUCAUGAGCUGAAGAUAUGACUCUAGUCUGGCCUCAACCCACAUCAUGAGGAAAAAAUGUGAGUCUAGUCUGGCAUCAGCCCACUUCAUGAGGUGAAGAUGUGAAUCUAGUCUUGCCUCAGCCCACUUCAUGAGAUGAAGAUGUGAGUCUAGUCUGGCCUCUGCCCACUUCAUGAGGUGAGUCUCAGUAGUUGACACUUUUAUGAAGUAUAGUCAACAGUCUCAUUAUUUCACUAUUUUUUAUGAAAACUGUUUAAUAUCGGGUCAGAAUCAGUUCUCUUAUUUACUUUUUUAUGUAAGAGAUAGAGUAAGAGACGAGAUUAAAAAUAAAACAAGCAUAUGAAUGACCACGGGUGAUGUGAUGUCGCAAGGUGAACACACCACAGACAUUCACAGUUGGGCUUACGUGGUGUAAGCCCAAGCAGUUUAACCUGAAAGGUCGAUGUGUGUCUAGGUCACUAGCCUAAAGUUCGUCCCUCCCUCCCUCUCUCUCUGCUCUGUCUGGUUGCGAUAUCUGGUACCCAGUUGAUAGUGUAUAUAUAUAUGUUGACGACGACUCACUAGAGCACACAACGGACACGCUACCUCUGAUCCACUCCAAAAUGAAAUUUACGUGGCUUCUUCUGCUGUUCUGCAUGGUGGUGACUGUGGUUCUAGCUGCUCCAGACUCCCAGUACGGUGCCCCAGCUCCUCCACCCCAGUACGGUGCCCCAGCUCCUCCACCUCCUCCACCUCCCCCACCGCCCCGAUAUGGCAGCUACGCUCCUCCGCCUCCCCCACCUCCUCCACCUCCCCCGCCUUCACCGGCUCCCGGGAAGAAAGGCGGUGGCAAGAGAGAAGCUUUCGUCGGCCUAUUGAAAACUGUCUUGAAAGCUCUCCUGGGAAAGGGAGGCAGUGGCAAGAAAGCUGCUGCCCCUCCCCCUCCCCCUCCACCACCUCCUCCUCCUCCUCCUCCUCGCUACGGCGGCUACGGCCGGUAGACUGUUUUCUCUUCUUUGUUCAUUUUCCUCUGCAUUCAUCCAUCAUAUUUAUCAACAUUGUUGACCGUAGUAUAAAAUGAACUAAACAAAAAGACGAAAUAAAACACCGUGAAUUAUAAAAUCUUAAAAGUGUCAGAGAUGAAAGUGUAAAAUAUGUCACUGACCCGAAUUCCUUGAGGAAGACCAACACUGUGUACUAAUUGUCUGACCAUAGAUUACGAACUCUCGAACAAUGUUCAGUACAUCGGGAAGCAUUUAACGAUGACUUCCCAAUUCAUUAACACUACAUUACCCGUGUGGGCACCAGGCUGGUAGACAACAACCAUCCAGGGAGGUGCUGCGGUCCUGUCAAAUGAGUGUCAAAUAGAAAUCUGAUGUAGGAGUGCUGAUCUUUCUUCCUCUCUUUAUCACAUAAGAUGACAAGUAAAUUUUGCGAUCUUACAUUUGUAUUCAGUA